UCAAUCUUGCUAACCUCACCAUAUCAAUUAAGUCUUCCCUCGUGUGUGAGUACUUCAGAAGAUUCCAAUCUGUUUGGAUCAAUUAAUUACACGUCUCUACGUAAUUUGCUUAACCAAUAAUGAGACCAUCAGAUCAUCACCACUUCAUCCUCCUCCUCCUCCUCCUUCUAACAUUCAUACAAACCCUAUGUAACGGCGCAGAUGUAAUAAACACGACUCUCACGUUGAGAGACGUCGACAAUGGCGAAACACUGAUCUCAUCAGAUGGAAGCUUCGAGUUAGGGUUCUUCUCACCAGGCGAUUCCAAGAAUCGAUACUUGGGCAUAUGGUACCGGAAAAUAACCGCCUUCACCGUCGUCUGGGUUGCCAACAGAGACAGCCCACUCACCGGCGGCGGCGGCGGCGCUGUGUUGAAGGUCGUUCAUCCCGGAAUGUUGACUCUUGUCAACGCUACCAAUUCCGUCGUAUGGUCUUCCAACAGGUCGCGUGUCGCACAAUCGCCGGUGGCCCAAUUGCUCGACACCGGAAACCUUGUCGUCAGAGAAGCAAACGACGAUAACCCAGAUAACUACCUCUGGCAAAGCUUCGAUGAACCGACGGAUACGCUCCUACCCGGUAUGAAACUCGGACAUCUUGCAACAGGCCAUGAGAAUUACCUCUCGUCAUGGAAAUCCAGUGACGAUCCAAGCACCGGAUCCUACAGUCUCCACAUAGAUCCGACGGGUUAUCCCCAAAUGAUCCUCAAAAAGGACUCCGGCGAAGUGUCCCGGGCAGGGCCGUGGAACGGGUUCGGGUUCAGCGGGUUUCCGGGUCUGAAAAACAACUCAGUCUACACUUUCGACUUAAUCAUCAGAGGCAAGGAGGUGUAUUACCAUUACAACCUCCUGGACCGGUCGACAAUAACCCGGCUCGUGAUGAACCGGAGCGGCAUCACGCAGCGCUGGGCCUGGGUCGACCGGAGUCAAGGAUGGGUAACGUACCUCACGGCGGGGACGGACAACUGCGAUACUUACAACAUGUGCGGCGCCGCCGGCAGCUGUAAUCUUAAUAGCUCUCCUAUAUGUGAUUGUCUGCCGAAGUUUACUCCGAAGUUUCCGGGGCCUUGGGCGGCGGGAGGUUGGAAGGACGGCUGCGUCCGGCGGACGCCGCUGGAUUGCAGAACGGAUGGAUUUGUGAAAUAUUCAGAUUUGAAACUGCCGGAUGCCAGAAAUUCGUGGUUUAAUACAAGUAUGAGUCUGCCAGAAUGUAAAUUGGUCUGUCUGAAGAACUGCAAUUGUACGGCUUAUACGAAUUUGGAUGUAAGAAAUGGGGGGAGUGGGUGUUUGCUUUGGUUCGAAGAUUUGCUCGACCUCAAACAGGUUUAUGGAGGUGGACAGGAUAUCUUCAUCAGACUUGCUUCUUCUGAAUUAGAUAAUAUUACUGUUGGAGAUUCGAGGAAAAGCAAAAAACGUACUGCCAUCAUUGCGAGUUUUACUUCAUUGGCUGCUGCAAUAGUUCUCAUGGCUCUCUGCCUGGGUAAGAAAAGGGUAAUUUUGAUGAAGUUGAGGAAAGGAGGUAAGGAAACUCCAAGCUCAAAAGACUGGCGGAAAGAAGAUGAUAAAGACUUAGAGCUUCCAUUGGUGGAGUUGCACAAAAUAUCUAAAGCUACCGACAACUUUUGUGAAAGCAAUAAGUUGGGAGAAGGUGGAUUUGGGCCAGUCUACAAGGGGACGAUGGAAGAUGGCCAAGAAGUUGCUGUCAAGAGGUUAUCAAAAACAUCAUUGCAAGGACUAUAUGAAUUCAAGAACGAGGUUGUAUGCAUCGCCCGGCUUCAGCACCGGAACCUUGUUAAGCUUCUAGGAUGUUGCAUCCAAGGAGAGGAAAAAAUGUUAAUCUAUGAGUACAUGCCCAACAAAAGCCUCGACUUGAUCUUAUUCGAUGAGACGAGGAGCAAGCUACUUUAUUGGCCCAAGCGCUUUCAAAUCAUAACUGGGAUUGCAAGGGGGCUUAUGUACCUUCAUCAAGAUUCGCGAUUGAGAAUAAUUCAUCGGGACCUAAAACUUAGCAACAUAUUGCUGGAUGCGGACAUGAACCCAAAAAUAUCCGACUUUGGCAUGGCUAGAAUCUUUGGAGGGAAUGAAACAGAGGCCAAUACAAAUAAAGUUGUCGGAACAUAUGGAUAUAUGUCGCCGGAGUACACCGCCCAUGGCCUGUUUUCGGUAAAAUCAGACGUGUUCAGCUUCGGCGUGAUAGUGUUGGAAGUUUUGAGCGGACAAAGAAACAGAGGCUUUUCCCACAAAGACCACCCCCACAGCCUUCUUGGACAUGUUUGGGUACUCCACAAAGAAGACAAGUCCCUGGAAGUAGUUGUGGAGAGUGUCCUGAAGUCGUGCUCGUCGCCUGACGAGGUGGUUAGAGUGAUCCAGAUAGGGCUGCUUUGCGUGCAAGCGUAUCCGGAGGAUAGGCCGACCAUGUCGUCGGUGGUGUACAUGCUGGAGAAUGACGUGGCGCUGCCUCCGGCGAGACAACCUGGUUUCUUCAUGGAAGGUGGUGCCUUUGUCAAUGAUUCUUCUGUCAGCACAAAGGGAAGUUCGAAGAAUGAAAUCACAGUCACAAUGCUGGAGCCGAGAUAGAGAGCAUUCGAUGUAUGUGAGGCUGAGUAAAUUAAAGAAUUAUUACUGUAGGGUUUUUGGAUCCAAAGUAAAAGUCAGCACCAAAAAUAUAUAAAUGAAUUGAAUAGCUUUUAUUCCAAAACACAUACUGAAAUGAACAAACACAAACGUAUGUUCGUCGCCCUUUACAUGUUCAGAUA
Messenger RNA from Andrographis paniculata, 2791 nucleotides. Its product is annotated as G-type lectin S-receptor-like serine/threonine-protein kinase At4g27290. NCBI's taxonomy places the organism in Eukaryota, Viridiplantae, Streptophyta, Magnoliopsida, Lamiales, Acanthaceae. Bases 120 to 2612 code for a protein of 830 amino acids. The record is from RefSeq and is a predicted model, not a curated record. Gene Ontology annotation, molecular function: protein serine/threonine kinase activity; ATP binding. The transcript has 7 exons. Gene Ontology annotation, biological process: protein phosphorylation; recognition of pollen.